CUUGUAAGUUGUCCAGAGGUAUUAGAAAAUCCUACAUAAUUAACAAGCGUACAGAGCCGGUAGAAUUCCUACCCUCCCCGUCUAUGCCAAUCAGCCGUGCUCAACUAACCCGCCUUGCCCUGAAUGUGUUUCUCCGACUUGCCAUUGCCCAAAUGCUGGCGGUGUUGGCAGUGCUACUACUACCUCUCUGUCUGGGAUUCCUGAUUCUCGAGGACCAUGUCCUGGCUCCGGUUAUACUUGUCACGAAUGUCUCGACGGGUGGUUCUGCCCGCCUCUUCAGACUCCGGCACAGCCUGCACCUUGCGGGUUUGGUUGGCCUUGUGCUCAUUGCGACGGAGGAUGGUUCUGUGUCCCCCAACCAACUCUAGGUCCGGAGACAUGCGCAGGAUCAAGCGGACCAGCUACGAAUGGCCCUGGAAUCAUAUCGUCUACAGUCUCCUCACCUAGGAACCCCUCUCAAUCAAGCCCGACACAACCAACGGAGUCAGGCCCUAUCACGCCGAGUCC
Messenger RNA from Daldinia loculata, 507 nucleotides. RefSeq lists its product as uncharacterized. Lineage: Eukaryota; Fungi; Ascomycota; Sordariomycetes; Xylariales; Hypoxylaceae. The transcript has a single exon. The record is from RefSeq and is a predicted model, not a curated record. Bases 84 to 368 code for a protein of 94 amino acids.